Quercus robur (English oak) is the source of this 1098-nucleotide messenger RNA. Its product is annotated as disease resistance protein At4g27190-like. NCBI's taxonomy places the organism in Eukaryota, Viridiplantae, Streptophyta, Magnoliopsida, Fagales, Fagaceae. The transcript has a single exon. The coding region runs from base 1 to 1098 and encodes 365 amino acids. The record is from RefSeq and is a predicted model, not a curated record.
AUGUCUAGCCCAAGAGAGAUCGAGGGAAUGAAUGAGAAGGUGUACAAAAGUAUAAAGAUGAGUUAUGAGUUUUUACAAAGUAAUGAAGCAAAGUCAUUAUUGUUGCUUUGUAGUCUACAUGGAGAGGAUGACGACAUAAAAGUAGAAGACUUGUUGAGAUAUGGUGUGGGUUGGGGCUUGUUUGAUAACGUGGAUACAAUAGAGGGUGCGAGAUGUAGGGUGCACUCAUUGGUUGAAAGACUCAAAGAUUCCAGCUUGUUGUUGGAUGGGGAUGAUAAUGGUACAGUCAAAAUGCAUGACGUAAUUCGUGACGUUGUCAUUAAUAUUGCAUCUGAAGAGAAGCAUAUGUUUACUAUAAGAACUGCUAUUGAAUUGCAAAAUCUGUCUAAAAGGGAAGAUGCAGUUGCAAUUUCGUUGCCUUACAUUAAUGAUAAUUCAGAGCUUCCUAAUCAGUUUGAAUAUUCAAAGCUUGAGUUACUUUUGUUGUUCGACCAAAAAAUUGAUUUCAGUAUUCCAGAUUCAUUUUUUGAAGAGUUAAAGGAUCUCAAAGUGUUGAAGUUAUCUGAAAGCUGGUCUGAAGUACUUCCUUCAUCACUUUCGUCCCUUGAAAACCUCCAAACAUUGUGUUUAGACGGUUAUGUGGUACAGAAUGCAAUCAUAAUUGGAGAACUGAAGAAUUUGAAAGCUCUUAGCCUUUCAUUGUCCGAUAUUAAACGGUUACCAAAAGAGAUAGGGCAGCUGACUCACCUUCAGUUACUAGAUUUGAGAAAAUGUUCCGAACUUAAAUUUAUUCCACCCAAUGUGUUAUCUAAUCUGAAGAUGUCAGAAGAAUUAUAUUUGCCAGAUUAUGUUGAAUGGGAAGUUGAAGCACAAAGCACAGAAAGUAUUAAUGCAAUGGUCUCAGAGUUGGACGGUUUGGCUGAGUUGACCAAGUUACAUAUAUGUAUUGAGAAUGCAAAGAUUCUACAGGACACCAAGUUUUUUGAAAGGUUGAAAAGCUAUAGAAUAGCCAUAGGCAGUGCUUGGGACUUGAAUGAAACUUGGGAAACUUCACGAAUUUUAAAACUCAAAAUAAGCUUUCAAUCGGACUGUCUAUAA